Colletotrichum graminicola M1.001 is the source of this 1296-nucleotide messenger RNA. RefSeq lists its product as uncharacterized. The transcript has 3 exons. The record is from RefSeq and is a predicted model, not a curated record. Gene Ontology annotation, biological process: regulation of DNA-templated transcription. Lineage: Eukaryota; Fungi; Ascomycota; Sordariomycetes; Glomerellales; Glomerellaceae. The coding region runs from base 1 to 1296 and encodes 431 amino acids.
AUGUUCGUGGUCCCAACGCAACACCAGUUCGUUGACAACCACGCAUCACUACUCUCUUCAAGCUCUCCACAGCUUGGAGGUUCCCGCCCUGAAGCCGCUGCCAUCAGCUCGCUUCUCACCUCCCUCAGCACCUCUAUGGAACGCAGUGCUACCGAGUACUCGCAGUCAGGUUUGCCUUCGCCUUACCCAAGCAACUGCGGCGACACUCGUUCUGAAGGUUCAUCUGCAGAUCACGCAUCUGCUGCGCAAUACGCGACCCAGCAGGAGGUCCGCUCUAGCAACUACUCCACCUCGGCGACUCCCACCUCGGAGUACAGCGUCUACCCGCCCUCUGCGCGGUCAGGCUCUUUUCCUGAACACAUUCAGCGAUCAUACCAUCCAGCUAGCAACCACAACGGAAGCAGCGGAGGCAUGGCGCAACAAGCAAGCAGUCCGUCUUUGCCCCAGCAGGAUGGACGUAACCAUCAGGUCCCGAUGCCCAAGUCUGACCACGAUGUACCCAUAGAUCCGUCCAUAGCGGCGCCGAGUCCGACCUACGCGUACGGCCAGCACUCUCCCUACGGCCCGCCUCCGGGAGAUAUGUCGCAUUCCUACCAGCACCCUGCCUAUGCGCAACCCCGACCCGACUGGACCGGCUACGGUCAACACAGCGCCGGUCCUCUGACUCCCGCCAGUCACGUCUUCCCCCCGACGCCGAGUUCUGCCCCACCCCAGGGACGUCCUAACCAAGUAUACUCUUUCGUUCCGAUCCCUGGUGCCCAGCAGCACAAGCGACCCCGUCGACGUUAUGAGGAAAUUGAGCGCAUGUACAAGUGCGGCUGGAAUGGCUGCGAGAAGGCUUACGGCACGUUGAACCACCUCAACGCACAUGUCACCAUGCAGUCCCAUGGACAGAAGAGAACACCUGAAGAGUUCAAGGAGAUCCGCAAGGAAUGGAAGCAGCGCAAGAAGGAAGAAGAAGCACAGCGAAAGGCCGAGGACGAACGCCAACGCCAGGCUGCUGCAGCCGCUGCCGCCGCUGCUCAGAACGGCUCAGGCGAUCCCCAGUCUGGGCCUGACGGCUCAUCGUCAGCAUCCGCAUAUGCCAGUGGUCGCCAGGUUCAGUUGCCGCCAAUUGGAUACCAACCUUCGCAGUACCCUGCGCCUCCUUCUGCUGGAGGGGUUGCACAGCAACCUCUUCCCGAGUACAACAGCUCUCACAUGUACUCUGCCAACUAUCAACCCCAGUCACCUUAUGGGCAGCCAAACCAGAGCAUGUACAGCUCACGUGAGUUGAAGACUCCUGGAGCAUGCUGA